AGCGGCAGCAGCCGAGGGGCAAGGCGAUGGCAGGAACUCGGUGCGCGAUGCCGAUCAUCGCUUUCGACGACGAGAAGGACGGGCAUAGAAAUGGAGCCCGCGGCGAGAGGUCGAGGAUCUGGAGUUCGUCGAGGCCGGAGCGGAGCCGAGCGCCGCGAAUCGGGCCGAUUCGGAUCGAAGCACAGCAGCUGCAGAAGCAGAAGCGGGACGAGCGAAAAUGAAUUCGAGAAGCGCGUGUCGUAGCGUGGUGGUGGUGGUGGUGGUCUGGCUGGGCUGCUUCUGUCAGGAGAGCUGGAGCCGAGGCCCCGAGGACUUGGAGCAGAAUGCCGCCGUGCAGAGGUUCAGAUCUUAUUUGCGCAUCCCGACGGUGCAGCCGGAGCCGGAUUAUGGCCCAGCCAUCGCCUUUCUGCUGGGCCAGGCGCAGGAGGUCGGCCUGGCUGCCAGAGUGCUGGAAUUCGUGGCGAAGAAGCCCCUUCUCGUGAUGACCUGGAAGGGGUCGUCGCAGCAGAAAUUGCCGUCCGUGAUCCUGAACUCGCACAUGGACGUGGUGCCCGUGGAGGAGGAGAAGUGGAUUUACCCUCCGUUCGCAGCUCACAUGGACGAGGACGGCAACAUCUUCGCCCGCGGGUCGCAGGAUAUGAAGGUGGUGGGGAUGAUGUACCUGGAAGCCAUCCGACUUCUCAAGGCCCGGGGCUGGGCUCCGGUCCGAGACCUGCACGUGCUUUGGGUCCCGGAUGAAGAGAUUGGGGGCAACGACGGAUGGGGCAAAUUCGCCGAGUCCCAGGAGUUCGCGGAUCUCAAUGCCGGCAUUGUGUUGGAUGAGGGUCACAUUUCCUACAACCAGACUUACAUUGUCGACUAUGGCGAGAAGGCCAUGUGGUGGUUGGUCAUUCAGGCCUUCGGUGGAACUGGGCACGGGUCCAUUUACUUCGACAACAGCGCCUCGGAAAAUCUCUUCAAGAGCAUUGCAUCCAUAAACGCUUUCCGAGAAUCGCAGAUGAACUUGGUCAAAGCAGGCAUCAAGCCCUUGGAGGAAGUUGUCGUCGUCAACUCUGUUUUUCUCAAAUCCGGCUCUCCUACUCCUGAUGGGUUUACGAUGAACAUUCAGCCAUCUGUGGUGGAGGCCGGAUUUGAUGUGCGGGUGCCUCCAGUUGCAGAGAUGGGCGCAUUUAUGAACAAACGCAUUGCUGAGGAGUGGGCUCCCAAAAGUCGAAACAUGUCUUAUUAUUUUACGGUCAAAACGGAGACCAAAAAUGGUGAUGUUCCCGUGACGAUAGCAGAUGACUCCAAUCCAUGGUGGACACUUCUGAAGAAGGCGGUUUCUAAAUUCAAUUCAACUCUUUCACCCGAAAUUGCCAACGGAGCUUCGGAUUCUCGCUUUGCUCGGAUGCAAGGAGUGAGCGCUUUGGGAAUAACUGCUAUACAAGAUGUGCCCUUCCUUAUACACAGUGACAAUGAGUUCGGUGUGACUAUCUCAGGAGGCAGUGGGACGGAAGUUCAUGGACUUUGUCAUGAACGGUUAUGAAUUUCUGAAGGGGAUCAAGGUUGUCGAGGAGAUCAUUGACUUAUAUGGAAGCUUCUCUGGAUCCUUGCCAUCAGCCAGAGAGCAAGUAUCAGAAACUCUGUCGACGUUAUAAAUGAUUUCUUUCUCUACCAUCACCAAGUGCCUGGGAGAGUCGUGCAGUAACUCCAACCACGGUCACAAGACUGACAGAUAUAUCGAGCGUGAGUGUGAGACUUUCUUAAGGUUCCAUCUUCGGAGAUUCGUGCUGCAUACGACUAUAAUGUUGAGGUUCUUUCAAAGUAUGUGCGCGACGUAGUCAGAGGAGUUUUUCAUGUGAUUAUGUUGUACGCCCCAAGAUUGGUUUCUUUGAUGUAUUAAAAUUUUCUCGUCCUGUUAAGCUAGCAGUUUGACAACAUCUCAUCUUGUUCACCACGUGUUAAAUAGGUAGGAAUCGUGUGUAAUAAAGUCUGUGUGAUUAGCUCACAGAUUCAUCCACUGCAUAACUUGUACAUCUGGCUCAUCUUUGAACACCACCGAAUCAACAGUCAAGGAGCGGUUAAAUUUGGACUGCAGUGUAAUUUUUUCCUGAACGCUGAAUCAGCUAAUGAAUUUUCAAGUUAGCUACAGUGGUGAAACGCUUUAUCAAAUCUAACCGUGGUGAGUGGAUCUUGGGCUAUGGCCGAAGUGAAUGAAGUGGAUAUGCGUGGUUCAGUAACGUAAAUUUAUAUAAGCCAGUAUAGUGAAAGCUACAGAUGCAGCAAUUAUCUACAGUCGUGAUAAUCCAAACCGGUGACUGCGUUUUCUCAGUUCCCGCCGUCACGAGCAACUUAGGGAGUAAAGAUAACUGCCAUGGCUUGGCACUUCAAUGGACAGAACACCAUGCUCGAUCUCCACUGACUCGUUCGUCCAAGCCUCGGUACCCGAACAUUUCCAGAGGCUUUGAGGAUCCCGUUGCCUCAGAGCUUGUAUGAUCUGGUCUAUCGGAAUCGCAAGAGUCUUCUCUCUCCGCCCUAAGUUGAAUACUGCUAGGUACACUUGU
Marchantia polymorpha subsp. ruderalis is the source of this 2543-nucleotide messenger RNA. NCBI's taxonomy places the organism in Eukaryota, Viridiplantae, Streptophyta, Marchantiopsida, Marchantiales, Marchantiaceae. The record is from the annotation of a GenBank genome assembly.